ACAGUGAAUGUGGAAAUCAAACUGGAGAGAAACUAUUUCAUCAUCAGCAGAUACUCACAAACAUCAGGUCAUCAACUUUAAACAAAACAAUUUGCAUUUCCCUUCAGGCUGUCGUGUAUUAGACAUAUUAUUCUUUUUUGUCUUUGUUGUUGAUCUUGUCAGGUCACGUUUGAUGUGGUUUAUCAUAAAUGUUUCCUGACGUCUGUUUCAAAAGUAUACGUUAUCAGAAAGUAAGUUAUUUUAUGGUCGAAAAGCAGACUCCCUUACAGAACUUUAUGAAUUCAUUUGAUUGGAUACUAAAGUUGUGCAUUAUGAAGAGUCUAUGAAUUGAUUAUCAUUGCACAGAGGAUACUCCACAUGGACUUUUUGUGGAGUUUUUAGUAUUGCUUAUGUGUGUGUAGCCGUGCGUCAUGUUGUAUUCAUUCAGGCUUGUGCAAUCCCACGGGGCAGUCCAUGUUGGGUCCAUUGGUACUCCCAGAGGACUACAGCUCGGCACAAACUCAAAGAAUACAGAGUUUGUUGGCCAAAAUGCAGUUGUCUUACAUCUUUCUGUUUCUCCAACUGUGGAGGAACGUGGACGUCUCUUUGUUGCAGAAUGCAUGUUCAAGGCUCCCAGAUGUUCCUCAUGCCCAAUUAUCAGAAAACACCAAAAAAGCUGAGUACCAAAAGGGAGACAUGAUACAGUUCACUUGUGAUACUGGUUAUAUAUCAGGUCCAACUAUCACUUAUAAAUGUAAUUCUACAACCGGAAACUGGACGGAAGUACGUAAAGCAAGUUGCUACUUAAAGCCAUGUGAACUUCCUGAUGACACUCCCAAUGGCUACUAUCAAAUUAUCAAGGGAGAAGAUUUGGUAUUUGGUACCGAAAUCAAAUAUGUUUGUAAUGAAGGAUAUCAAAUGGUGAGUAAGGUUGACACCAGGACUUGUAUGCUGGACAAAUGGACCAAUCAUGUGCCAAUAUGUGAUCCUUUGACCUGCGAGCUUCCACCCGUAGAUGAACAAAUUAUAGUAAAAGGUUUACCGGAAAAUGACGAUUCCAUACUUCCUGACCGCUUCCUCGAGUUCAGCUGUGUAGAUCAUGGGAAAUAUCUGAAUGGCAGUGCAUUGCUGAUAUGUGGAAAAGAUGGACAGUGGGAUAAUCCCUUCCCCUCUUGUGAAGACAUCACUUGUGAAGUUGCCGUGAUGCAGCCUCAUCUCAGUGUUACUGGACUACCACCAGGAAAAGAGAAAAUGAAUAUUGGACAUAAGUUGCGGUUUUACUGCGACCAUCAAUUUGCAAUAGACGGGUCUACAGAAAUUGAAUGUUUACAAACUGGGGAGUGGAAUGCGGCCUUUCCACUUUGCACUGAAAAAUGCAGAGUUACAGGAUUUUCAGACAGCGUGCACCUCAAAACAUAUGAAGAGGGCAAUCAACUAAGAAAAGGACAAAAGUUGAGUUUUUAUUGCCGCUAUAGAGGAGACUAUCUUCGAGGGAAGGCAGAAGUUGAGUGUUUAGCAAGCGGACAGUGGAGUCAUUCCUACCCAACAUGUGGAGAUCCUUCGGAUUGUGAGAUGCCACCACCCAUUGCAGAUGGAGACACAACACAUAGUCUUCUAAACAAAUACCGCCAUGGAGAUUGGGUUCAAUAUAGCUGUCAGAAUUUCUACAUCAUGGAGGGUUAUCCUUACAAAAGGUGCAUCAACGGGGAAUGGGAUGGACAGAUGACGUGUCUAAAACCCUGCACUGUGGACAGAGCGGCCAUGAACUCACAUAACAUUUCCUUCAGAUAUAAACAAGACAAUAAGAUUUAUUCACCCCAUAAUGAUCAUAUCACUUUCGUGUGUACCAGAGGAAAAACACAAGUCGGCACAUUGGAAAUGCGUCAGAGGUGUGUUGAUGGUGUGAUGCAACUGCCCACAUGCCAGUAAAGGCUUUUAGUUAACUGGAUGAAACAUGAGCUGGAUGGGCAACCAAAGUAAAGAGUUAGACCAGCGAUGUCCUGAUCCAGUGACUAUACUUCAGUGUGGUCGUUUUAAUAAAACAUAUAUUUCCACUUGUUUUCUGCCUCUAUUCGAAUGAUGAGAGAGUUUGUCCCAUCUGUAUGUGCUUAAAGGAACAUUUGAAUGAGCUGUUUUGGGGAAAACAUUUAUUCUUUCGAAGAGAAAAGAAAAACAUAAUAUCCAAUAUAUUAAUGCAGCACAAUAACUUCCACAACUUGGCCUCCUUCCCAAUAAAGACAAUGCCUGGUCUUAG
Messenger RNA from Cyclopterus lumpus (lumpfish), 2233 nucleotides. Its product is annotated as complement factor H-related protein 4-like. NCBI's taxonomy places the organism in Eukaryota, Metazoa, Chordata, Actinopteri, Perciformes, Cyclopteridae. The transcript has 9 exons. Bases 454 to 1908 code for a protein of 484 amino acids. The record is from RefSeq and is a predicted model, not a curated record.